Messenger RNA from Electrophorus electricus (electric eel), 2165 nucleotides. It is a transcript of the gene bpgm, whose product is annotated as 2,3-bisphosphoglycerate mutase. Gene Ontology annotation, molecular function: intramolecular phosphotransferase activity. Gene Ontology annotation, biological process: glycolytic process. NCBI's taxonomy places the organism in Eukaryota, Metazoa, Chordata, Actinopteri, Gymnotiformes, Gymnotidae. The record is from RefSeq and is a predicted model, not a curated record.
GGGGAUUCUGACGUUCGUUCCUGCCUCAGCCGUAUAUAGUGGUCGUCUGCUCUGUGUGCUUGACAGUUUAUGUGUGUUGAGGCUGCACACAGUGCAUGAUGUCUAAGCACAAACUUUUCCUGCUUCGACAUGGUGAGGGGGCAUGGAACAGAGAGAACCGCUUCUGCAGCUGGGUCGACCAGAAACUCAGUGAAAAUGGAGUCAUUGAGGCCCAGCAGUGCGGCCAGCUGCUGCAGGACCGAGGCUACAAGUUCGACCACGUUUUCACUUCAAUUCUAAGCCGCUCCAUUCAGACAGCCUGGCUUGUGCUGCAAGCCAUGGACCAGGAGUGGGUUCCUAUCACAAAGUCUUGGAGGUUGAAUGAGAGGCACUAUGGGGCGCUGAUUGGCCUGAACCGUGCCGAGAUGGCCCUGAACCAUGGCGAAGAGCAGGUUAAGCUGUGGAGGCGGAGUUAUGAUAUUACUCCACCCCCAAUUGAUGAGUCGCACCCCUAUUUUGCGGAAAUCUACAAUGACCGCAGGUACAACACGUGUGAUGUGCCCAUAGAAGAGCUACCCAAAACUGAGAGCCUCAAGGAAGUGCUAGAUAGACUCUUACCAUACUGGAAUAAUGUCAUUGUUCCUGAAAUCAAGAGUGGCCGAACUGUCCUCAUUUCAGCUCAUGGAAACAGCUGCAGAGCUUUGCUGAAACAUCUAGAAGGGAUUUCUGAUACAGAUAUUGUUAAUGUUACUCUCCCCACUGGAAUACCAGUUCUACUGGAGUUGGAUGAAAAUCUUAAGCCAGUCAAACCGCGAGAGCUCCUUGGAGACCAAGCCAAAAUUCAGACAGCUAUCAAAAAUGUAGAAAAUCAGGGAAAGGUCAACCUGGGAAACAAGUCAUAAUUUCAUUUAAAGAAGUUUGCCUUUUCUGUUUAGUGGUGAUAUGACUGAUAGAAAUGGCAGUUACAAGAGAUAUCCUAAUUGUUAUUAUGCACUGAAAAACAUAUGUGAAAGGUGGAGGAUAGUUACACUAUACAUUUUUCCUGUGGCGAAAUGGGCAGAAUAGUGAUUAGUGACACGAGUGUCAGUACAGAUGAAUUUGGCAGAAAUCAGGCAGGCAGUGGUGCUUAAAUAGGAUUCUGCUCAGUGAUUAUAUAGAAGGGGAAGAAUCAGCACAUAGUUUUUACAUUGGUAAAAGGUCUCAAAUUUUGUGGACUAGAGUACAGGGGUUGAUGUAUAACUAUAACAAUAAGACUAUGGUAAAGAUUGGUUGCAGCUUGGCUUUUUAUGUGGUGAUCAGUCUUUGAAAAUUGUAAAACAUGCAUGUCUUAAAAAAUAACAAUCAAAGUAUCCCAUACACAUCAAUACCUUUUUUGUUUUCACUCAUUUGUUUUUUAGCUAAAUUUUAAAUUUUUUUAGUAAGAGAUUGCACUGCUAUAGCCAGAAUUUAAACAGUUAUGCACUUAAAUACAAAUUGUACCUCAGCAGGACUGCCAGUUUGGACAGUUCUUUCCAGACACAAUAAAUAAGCCUAUUCCCACCUAUGCACUUGCAUUAUACAACUGAAGUUAUUUUGGAUAGAAACAUACCAUGCUCACAUAUUUUAUACAGUAUAUAACAGUAUAAAGGGUUGUGGGGUUUUUUGUUUGUUUGUUUUUUGUUUUUUGUUUUGUUUUUUUUGCAUAUUAAAUAUUAAUAGGAGGCACAUUUACCCACCUGGUAAAUUAUUAUAGUAUUUGUUUAUUUAUUAAUGGUGGGGAAAAAUGUUGUAAAAAAAGGUCUUAUUUUGUGCAGAGGACAGAUUUAUUAAGUGUUAGAAACUCAUAUAUGACCUAUAUUAAGCUUCUUUUAAUACAAAUUAGUUCAUACAUGCUAAUACGUUUACUGAUACAAGUGCAUAAGAUGUGUAAAGAUGAAGGGUUUUUUUGUUUGUUUAUUUUAGAAAGCUUUAGGUUGUCGUGUUCCUGUAUGUCUUUGUCAGAUUGUGCGUAUGUGUCAUGUUUGGCUUGAUGUCACAAACUGCUGUACUGUAUUUAUAGUAAAUGCCAUCCAUGACCCUUUUUUGCACUAGAUGUUAUAGUUUCAGAACUGUUUUAUUUAUGACUGGUAGUGAUACAUGGUUAUCCUUGUUGCUCUAAAGUGGCAAAUGCAGUAAAAACACUGAUUAAAUCGUGAGGUGCAGUGUGA